This is a messenger RNA of Eucalyptus grandis, 1070 nucleotides long. Its product is annotated as ATP-dependent Clp protease ATP-binding subunit CLPT2, chloroplastic. The transcript has 5 exons. Bases 75 to 761 code for a protein of 228 amino acids. Lineage: Eukaryota; Viridiplantae; Streptophyta; Magnoliopsida; Myrtales; Myrtaceae. The record is from RefSeq and is a predicted model, not a curated record.
UCGCUCUAUCCACGGCGCGGCACCGAACUUCACCAGCAAGCUCUCGAGCUUUUGCCUUCGACCUGCGCUCGGAAAUGGCGUCUCACGCUCUCUCCAAGCUCCCGCCGUCGACCGCCCACGCUCGGUCCGCUCACCGGCCGGGGCUGGCGAGCUCGUUCGGAUUGCCCAACGCGUGGCUCGGCAUGCGCGACUUCUCGCUCCGUUCGGCGGGUCUCGCCUGUCGACCGCCGAGGCCGCGCCCGAUCAUCGCCACCGUCGCCUUCAGCCUCCCGACCGCAAAGCCGGAGAGGGUCUCUUCCGGUGAGAAUGUUCCCAGAUGGUCGAGGAGGGCAAUAAAGUCGUUUGCUAUGGGUGAACUCGAGGCGAGGAAGCUGAAGUAUCCGACUACUGGAACUGAGGCACUUCUUAUGGGAUUACUUAUUGAGGGGACUAACUCUGCUGCUAAGCUUUUGCGGGCAAAUGGAAUUACACUUUUCAAGGUGCGGGAAGAGUCCAUGAAGUUGAUUCCAAAGGGUGACAUGUAUUUUUUCAGCCCUGAGCAUCCACCACUGACUGAAGAUUGCCAAAGGGUACUUGAUUGGGCUGUUGAUCAUAAAUUGAAGUCUGCUGAUGGCGGAGAGAUCACGACGAGCCAUUUGCUUCUCGGUAUCUGGUAUGAAGUGGAUUCACUGGGCCACAAGAUACUAGCUGCCCUUGGUUUCGAUGACAGCAAAGCCAAAGAGCUGGAGUCUCAAAUUAGCAAACCAGAAUACGAGGGCUAAUGGGUUUCCUCCCCCUCGAUUCUCUUUUUAAUUCUUAUGCGGGUGUCCGGGUUUUCUUGGUAGGUUGGGACGCUCAAACUUGUCUCCCCAAUAUGUUCAGUCCCUAAUGCCUCGCACAGGCUGGCACGGCCGGAUGAUUUCUUGACCAUUUUUGUUUCUUGAUUGUUGUGACGUUGAGAUUCUUUGAAAAAUUAGAUGGAUCCAUCAUGUCUGUACCAAGGUCUUGCAUUCUGAACAACUCUCAUUUUGGGACUUGAGUUUCUGCUCUUUAUGGAGAAAAAAUUGAGUGGUUUGCGAGUGACAUAUUAA